Molecule: messenger RNA, 2511 nt
Organism: Loxodonta africana (African savanna elephant)
Lineage: Eukaryota; Metazoa; Chordata; Mammalia; Proboscidea; Elephantidae
Product: collagen alpha-1(I) chain-like
Exons: 3
Coding region: 1-2511 (836 amino acids)
Source: RefSeq, a predicted model, not a curated record
AUGGAGACACACCGAGUAGCCAAUGAGGGGAGCUCGGCCCAGUGCUGCCCAGGGGAGCUCAGCCCAGUGCUGCCCAGGGGAGCUCGGCCCAGUGCUGCCCAGGGGAGCUCGGCCCAGUGCUACCAGGGGAGCUCGGCCCAGCGCUGCCCAGGGGAGCUCGGCCCAGCGCUGCCCAGGGGAGCUCGGCCCAGUGCUAACAGGGGAGCUCGGCCCAGUGCUGCCCAGGGGAGCUCGGCCCAGUGCUGCCCAGGGGAGCUCGGCCCAGUGCUAACAGGGGAGCUCGGCCCAGCGCUGCCCAGGGGAGCUCGGCCCAGUGCUGCCCAGGGGAGCCCGGCCCAGUGCUACCAGGGGAGCUCGGCCCAGCGCUGCCCAGGGGAGCUCGGCCCAGCGCUGCCCAGGGGAGCUCGGCCCAGUGCUAACAGGGGAGCUCGGCCCAGUGCUGCCCAGGGGAGCUCGGCCCAGUGCUGCCCAGGGGAGCUCGGCCCAGUGCUACCAGGGGAGCUCAGCCCAGCGCUGCCCAGGGGAGCUCGGCCCAGCGCUGCCCAGGGGAGCUCGGCCCAGCCCUGCCAAGGGAGCUCAGCCCAGUGCUACCAGGGGAGCUCGGCCCAGUGCUGCCCAGGGGAGCUCGGCCCAUGCUGCCCAGGGGAGCUCAGCCCAGUGCUGCCCAGGGGAGCUCGGCCCAGUGCUGCCCAGGGGAGCUCGGCCCAGUGCUACCAGGGGAGCUCGGCCCAGCGCUGCCCAGGGGAGCUCGGCCCAGCGCUGCCCAGGGGAGCUCGGCCCAGUGCUAACAGGGGAGCUCGGCCCAGCGCUGCCCAGGGGAGCUCGGCCCAGUGCUGCCCAGGGGAGCUCGGCCCAGUGCUAACAGGGGAGCUCGGCCCAGCGCUGCCCAGGGGAGCUCGGCCCAGUGCUGCCCAGGGGAGCUCGGCCCAGUGCUACCAGGGGAGCUCGGCCCAGCGCUGCCCAGGGGAGCUCGGCCCAGCGCUGCCCAGGGGAGCUCGGCCCAGUGCUAACAGGGGAGCUCGGCCCAGUGCUGCCCAGGGGAGCUCGGCCCAGUGCUGCCCAGGGGAGCUCGGCCCAGUGCUACCAGGGGAGCUCGGCCCAGCGCUGCCCAGGGGAGCUCGGCCCAGUGCUGCCCAGGGGAGCUCGGCCCAGUGCUACCAGGGGAGCUCGGCCCAGCGCUGCCCAGGGGAGCUCGGCCCAGCGCUGCCCAGGGGAGCUCGGCCCAGUGCUAACAGGGGAGCUCGGCCCAGCGCUGCCCAGGGGAGCUCGGCCCAGUGCUGCCCAGGGGAGCUCGGCCCAGUGCUAACAGGGGAGCUCGGCCCAGCGCUGCCCAGGGGAGCUCGGCCCAGUGCUGCCCAGGGGAGCUCGGCCCAGUGCUACCAGGGGAGCUCGGCCCAGCGCUGCCCAGGGGAGCUCGGCCCAGCCCUGCCAAGGGAGCUCAGCCCAGUGCUACCAGGGGAGCUCGGCCCAGUGCUGCCCAGGGGAGCUCGGCCCAGUGCUAACAGGGGAGCUCGGCCCAGUGCUGCCCAGGGGAGCUCGGCCCAGUGCUGCCCAGGGGAGCUCGGCCCAGUGCUAACAGGGGAGCUCGGCCCAGUGCUGCCCAGGGGAGCUCGGCCCAGUGCUGCCCAGGGGAGCUCGGCCCAGUGCUACCAGGGGAGCUCGGCCCAGUGCUGCCCAGGGGAGCUCGGCCCAGUGCUGCCCAGGGGAGCUCGGCCCAGUGCUAACAGGGGAGCUCGGCCCAGCGCUGCCCAGGGGAGCUCGGCCCAGUGCUGCCCAGGGGAGCUCGGCCCAGUGCUAACAGGGGAGCUCGGCCCAGCGCUGCCCAGGGGAGCUCGGCCCAGUGCUGCCCAGGGGAGCUCGGCCCAGUGCUACCAGGGGAGCUCGGCCCAGCGCUGCCCAGGGGAGCUCGGCCCAGCGCUGCCCAGGGGAGCUCGGCCCAGUGCUAACAGGGGAGCUCGGCCCAGUGCUGCCCAGGGGAGCUCGGCCCAGCGCUGCCCAGGGGAGCUCGGCCCAGUGCUACCAGGGGAGCUCGGCCCAGCGCUGCCCAGGGGAGCUCGGCCCAGUGCUGCCCAGGGGAGCUCGGCCCAGUGCUACCAGGGGAGCUCGGCCCAGCGCUGCCCAGGGGAGCUCGGCCCAGCCCUGCCAAGGGAGCUCAGCCCAGUGCUACCAGGGGAGCUCGGCCCAGUGCUGCCCAGGGGAGCUCGGCCCAGUGCUAACAGGGGAGCUCGGCCCAGUGCUGCCCAGGGGAGCUCGGCCCAGUGCUGCCCAGGGGAGCUCGGCCCAGUGCUAACAGGGGAGCUCGGCCCAGUGCUGCCCAGGGGAGCUCGGCCCAGUGCUAACAGGGGAGCUCAGCCCAGUGCUGCCCAGGGGAGCUCGGCCCAGCGCUGCCCAGGGGAGCUCGGCCCAGCGCUGCCCAGGGGAGCUCGGCCCAGUGCUAACAGGGGAGCUCGGCCCAGUGGUAACAGGGGAGCUCGGCCCAGUGCUGCCCAGGGGAGCUCGGCCCAGUGCUAA